GAGAAGAAGACGAAGAAGAAGAAGAAGAAGAAGAGGAAGAUGAAGAAUUAAAGCUAAGGUGUGGUCACAUGAUCUCCAACAAUCCGAAGGGAGCAAUCAGUCGCAUAUGAUCUUAUUUACCCAUAUAUACAGACAGAUCGACCAAAAAUAAUCUGUAUACCGCAUGGAAGAAUUGGGCUGGCCAGCAAACUGUUUGAUCAAUUGCAAGAAGGAUUGAGGCACGCAGCAGCAAUUUUAAUCACCUGGUUAGGAAGAAACAGCGUGCGUCUUGGGAAUCAUAAGUUGUAACAGACUAACAGGUGCCAUGAGGAAUGAGCUGGAGUUAAUUGGUGACCUUGGUGAUCAAAAACGAAAGACUGACAAGAUUAGUGAGGAACAAGCAGAAAACAUAUCGGUGGAGUCUUCCCAGAAAUGCUCAUCCUUUGAUCUGAAUGAAGAUGUUAGCGAUAAUAGCGACAAUGAUAAUAGCAAUUAUACCAGCGUUACUAACCUGGCUGAUCAUGAACCUAGUUCAGUUAGAAAUGAUGAAAGAAGAGCCCUAGCACAGGAAAACAUGAAUAAUGCAGCUAAUAUUAUUAGUAAUAGCUCUAGGGCUAAAGUAAGGCCAUAUGUACGAUCCAAAUUACCUCGUCUCCGGUGGACACCCCAACUCCAUCUUUCUUUUUUGCAUGCUCUGGAAUUACUAGGAGGGCAAGAGAGAGCAACUCCCAAGUUGGUUCUUCAGCUAAUGAAUGUGAGAGGACUGAGCAUUUCCCACGUAAAGAGUCACUUGCAGAUGUAUCGAAGUAAGAAGCUUGAUGGGGAUGGUCAAGUAGUAUCUGUCAAAACUUACGACUACAUGGAUGGAAGGGAAUCAAGGGAUCACAUACCUAACUUCGUUCCGAGAUCAAAUUCUCUGACAAAGAAAGAAGUCGUAAGAGGGAACAAUUUUAACAAAGCUUUGCAUCAUACAAGCACUCCCAUAAACCCUGGCCGAUUACAAAGCAUUAGCAAAAGCUGGAGGGGCAGAAGAUUUGCUUCCAACAUUAUCAAUUGGUCAAAUUUUCAUAAUGGCUCGUCCCGAUCUGAUAUAUUGCAUCAUAUGAUAAGCAAUACACAAGGUACAAGACCAAAAGAUUAUGAUCUACAUUGUUGGAGCCUUGAAGGUCAUAGCAAUUCCGGUAGCCAUAAACAAGAAUGCGAACCACCAUUUAGGCUUGAGUGGAACAAAGAAAAGAUUUCGAAGUACAAGGAAUGGAUGCCUCAUUUGGAGUUGGGUCUACAGAGCCAAAGAGUUGGGAAGGAGAUCAGUGACGAGACUCAUCAGCAUCAUCAGACGGUUAGUCAUGAAGAAGAACGUUAUGAAAUUGCGGAAGGAGUUAUAGAAACUUCACAACAUUGCAAAGAUCAUCAAUUCGAAGACAUGAAUAGCAAACAAGAAACUAUUAGCACCAAGCUUUCCCUUUCUCUUUAAUUUUAUUAGUCCAGU
Molecule: messenger RNA, 1468 nt
Organism: Fragaria vesca subsp. vesca
Lineage: Eukaryota; Viridiplantae; Streptophyta; Magnoliopsida; Rosales; Rosaceae
Exons: 8
Coding region: 305-1453 (382 amino acids)
Molecular function (GO): DNA binding; DNA-binding transcription factor activity
Source: RefSeq, a predicted model, not a curated record